CAAUAACCGUAGGAUACCGCAGGAAAAGCCCAUUUACGAGGCAGAAGUUGAACACCUAGCUUCCCGGCGGUCUACUCCGAAGAAAGUUGGCGGAUAUUAUAUAACACUCACCUAAAAGAAGGAAGCAACAUCUUCAUUAUUCAAGAUGGAGAAUUUACUGCUAAAUGCUUCUGUAGCUUAUCGCUCAGCAGGAAAGCCCCCAGUUGUCUGGGGCUUUCCUCCCGGUGCAUCCAUUAUCGACACAGUUCCAGAAGACAUGCUGGAAAUGAUCCAUCCCCACUGGAAGAAAUUCCCUCCAGUCAAUCCAAUGUGGCACUAUCUACUGGGCCUCAUCUACAUUGUUUUGGGAAUCACUUCCAUCACUGGAAACUCUUUGGUUCUUCAUCUGUUUAUGAAAACUAAGGAUUUGAGAACUCCCGCGAAUAUGUUUGUGGUAAACUUGGCUUUCUCCGACGUGUGCAUGAUGAUCACGCAAUUUCCAAUGUUUGUCCUCAACUGCUUCAAUGGUGGAGUCUGGCUCUUUGGGCCUUUAUUCUGUGAACUCUACGCUUGCACCGGAUCAAUUUUUGGUCUCUGCAGCAUCUGCACCAUGGCCGCCAUCAGCUACGAUCGCUAUAACGUUAUCGUCAAUGGGAUGAAUGGAACACGAAUGACAUUCGGCAGAGCAGCAUUGUUCAUUCUCUUUUGCUGGGUUUACGCCAUUGGCUGGAGCAUCCCUCCCUUCGUCGGAUGGGGAAAAUACAUUCCGGAAGGAAUUUUGGAUUCCUGCUCAUUUGACUACCUCACGCGUGACACGGCGACUAUUUCCUUCACUUGCUGCUUGUUUGUCUUUGACUACUGCUUCCCACUCAUUAUCAUCGUUUAUUGCUAUUACCACAUCGUCGGAGCCAUCGUUCACCACGAAAAAGCGUUGCGUGAGCAGGCCAAAAAGAUGAACGUCUCCUCGCUCCGCUCCAAUUCCGACCAGACUGCCCAGAGCGCCGAGAUCCGUGUCGCCAAAAUCGCCAUGAUGAACAUUUCUCUGUGGGUAGCUGCUUGGACACCUUACGCUGCCAUUUGCUUGCAGGGAGCCGUCGGAAAUCAGGAUACGAUCACGCCUUUGGUCACCAUUUUACCAGCUCUGAUUGCCAAAAGCGCUUCGAUCUUUAAUCCUAUUAUCUACGCCAUUUCGCAUCCGAAAUAUCGUCUGGCUCUGCAGAAAACGGUUCCAUGGUUCUGCAUUAACGAGACCGCUCCACCAGCAUCAUCUGGAGGAGACACGCAAUCGCAGGGAUCCGCCUGCACGUCUGCGACUAGCUAAACGAAAUUUAAAUGGCAUAUCUUCUUUCACCCUUAAUUUUACUCUCUCCGGUUCGAAACUACAAAAUUUAACCAAACGAAAUUCUACUCGAUUCUACUUCAAUUAUAUCAAAGGGGAAAUGUCUACUGUACCUUUAUACGCGCGUAAGUUUGGCAACCUUUCGUCAGGUCUUUUUAUGGGCAUCAAGGUGUUUCUGUUAACCGCGCCCUGUUUUCCAACCGAUUUUUAAAAACGCAUCCUUAUUAUAUAGUUUGUACUUUUAAUGAGCUGGCUUCCUAUAUAUUGUACUGUCAAUUCAACCAGCAGCCUAUAACAAAAAUAAUCAUUUCUCAGCUUAAAUCAAAAGGGAUAUCUUGGAGUUGGCAGCGCACGACUCUUUUCCCAGAAAAUAGAAGUAUAGUUAUUUGUUUUAUGAUAUGUACCUACCGAUAUGACCUUAUAUGAUGUGAAACGUUCUUUAUCACAUUCUGAGUAUUUAUGUCAAUAAGGUUUACAAAAUCAAAAGACACAUACACAUAUUUACCCACUAUAUGUAGCUACGAAACCUAGAUUGAGAUUGAAUAUAAUAUAGCCCAAGCAA
Daphnia pulicaria is the source of this 1880-nucleotide messenger RNA. RefSeq names its product compound eye opsin BCRH2-like. Gene Ontology annotation, biological process: G protein-coupled receptor signaling pathway; visual perception. Gene Ontology annotation, molecular function: G protein-coupled receptor activity. The transcript has 6 exons. Lineage: Eukaryota; Metazoa; Arthropoda; Branchiopoda; Diplostraca; Daphniidae. The coding region runs from base 146 to 1300 and encodes 384 amino acids. The record is from RefSeq and is a predicted model, not a curated record. Gene Ontology annotation, cellular component: membrane.